AUGUAUCCUUCAUGGUCUGCUUCAUCUAAUAAAUAUGAUUUUGUUAAUACACAUAAUAAUGGAAAUUUAGAUCCAGACUAUUACACACCAAAUGUAGAAAUUCAAACUGAGAAACCUUAUCCCGAUCCCUCAUCUAUAUAUGAAAAUCCUUUGGAUGACCCAAACUAUUAUCAAUCAAAUGUAGACAACAGUCAAACUGAGAAACCUGAUGCCGUUUCCUCACCUAAAUAUGACUAUCCAUGGGAUAAUCCAAACUAUUAUGACAAAAAUGUAGAUAACAAUCAAAUUAAUAAACCUCACGCUGAUCCCUCACCUCAAUAUGAAAAUCCAUCGGAUGAUCCAAAUUAUUAUCAACCAAAUAAUGAAGCACAAGAAACAAUAACGGAAUCAAUCCCACAAGAUAGUUGGAAUCAGUAUCCAGAUGAUAUAGCUACUACUGUUCCUCCUUCUUAUUCAGACGAUAAUGAUGUACAAGGCGGACAAGGUCAUGGUGGUCAUCGUGAUGGUGAUCAUCAGGGUGGUCAUGGUUCAGAACAAGGACAAGAAGGAGGAGUAUCACACCCACAAGACGGUGAGACUGGAAAUCAACCUGAUGGUGGAAAUACUCAACCAGGUGAAAGUGAUCCAGAAGGUGUAACAGAUCCUAAUGCAGAAGGAGCAACAGGACCACCAAAGAAAGGAAUGAGUUGGUUACCAAUUAUAAUUAUAGCUGCAUCAAUUAUCGGUCUUCUUCUUAUUGGUGUCAUCAUUUUACUUGUACGUAAACGACGUGCUGCUGCUGGUGGUAACACCAAAGCAGGAUAUAAUACAGCACCAACCACCGAACAAAGAGCAUAA
Adineta steineri is the source of this 837-nucleotide messenger RNA. NCBI's taxonomy places the organism in Eukaryota, Metazoa, Rotifera, Eurotatoria, Adinetida, Adinetidae. The record is from the annotation of a GenBank genome assembly.